CACUUCUCGCACUUCUCUCCCGUUCCCCACCAUACGGUGCUCUCUCAUCACUCUCUGUUUCCUCCUAAUUAAUCACUUCUCUCCGUGUCUUUCAGUUUCAGAUCUGAGCAUCUGAGAUGGCGAUGAAACGCGUCGGUUCCUCUGCAGUUCGCGCGCUUACCUCUUCAGCUGCUUCUUCAGCUUUCACCAGACACCUCCACGCUUCUCCUGGCAGCAAGAAGAUUGUGGGCGUCUUCUACAAGGCAAACGAGUAUGCUUCGUUGAAUCCGAAUUUCCUAGGCUGUGCUGAGAAUGCAUUGGGCAUACGCGAAUGGCUCGAAUCCCAGGGUCACCAGUACAUAGUUACCCCGGACAAAGAUGGCCCUAACUGCGAGCUGGACAAGCACAUACCCGACCUGCACGUGCUGAUUUCGACUCCCUUCCACCCUGCAUAUGUAACCGCGGAGAGAAUCAAGAAGGCGAAGAACCUGCAGCUUCUGCUGACCGCUGGCAUUGGCUCGGACCACAUUGAUCUCAAGGCUGCUGCUGAGGCUGGGCUGACAGUGGCCGAAGUCACCGGGAGCAACACUGUCUCUGUUGCUGAAGACGAACUCAUGAGGAUCCUCAUCCUCGUCCGGAACUACCUGCCCGGAUACCAUCAGGUCAUCAGUGGCGAAUGGGACGUCGCUGCCAUUGCUCAUCGAGCUUAUGACCUCGAAGGCAAGACUGUUGGAACGGUUGGAGCUGGGCGAAUAGGCCGGCUUUUGCUCCAGAGGCUGAAGCCUUUCAACUGCAAUCUCCUCUACCAUGAUCGCCUCCAGAUGGAUCCGAAGCUCGAGAGUGAGAUAGGAGCUACAUUCGAGGAGGAUCUCGAUGCAAUGCUGCCAAAGUGUGACAUCAUUGUCAUCAACACUCCUCUCACUGAGAAAACAAAAGGACUGUUUGACAAAGAAAAGAUCGCAAAGCUGAAGAAGGGUGUUCUGAUCGUGAACAACGCUAGAGGUGCGAUCAUGGACACUCAAGCAGUUGUCGAUGCUUGUUCGAGCGGGCACAUUGGAGGCUAUAGCGGGGAUGUUUGGUACCCACAGCCAGCUCCGAAGGAUCAUCCGUGGAGGUACAUGCCAAACCAGGCCAUGACCCCUCAUAUAUCCGGGACUACUAUCGAUGCACAGCUACGCUAUGCUGCUGGGACGAAGGACAUGUUGGAUAGGUAUUUCAAGGGUGAGGAUUUUCCUGCACAGAAUUACAUCGUCAAGGACGGAGAACUGGCGAGCCAGUACCGGUAGACGGGGCUGCCUGCCUAAAUAAAACGACUUCGUUUGUGCAACGUUGCUGUUCCUGUUUGAUGAGGAUUAAUUAAUGAAUAAACGCUUUGUGCAGUAGAGAUUCUUCACUGUGGAAGAACGCAUAACUGUGUCUCUACCUUUAAACUUUUUUCCCUACAAUGUUGUAACGCUUCAUAACUUUUUAUCAAUACUUCAAAAUUAUUAAAA
This is a messenger RNA of Salvia hispanica, 1472 nucleotides long. It is a transcript of the gene FDH, whose product is annotated as formate dehydrogenase. Gene Ontology annotation, molecular function: NAD binding; formate dehydrogenase (NAD+) activity; oxidoreductase activity, acting on the CH-OH group of donors, NAD or NADP as acceptor. Gene Ontology annotation, cellular component: chloroplast; mitochondrion. The record is from RefSeq and is a predicted model, not a curated record. NCBI's taxonomy places the organism in Eukaryota, Viridiplantae, Streptophyta, Magnoliopsida, Lamiales, Lamiaceae.